GCUGGGUCGGGUUUGGUUUUGGAAUUGGAUUGCAUUGUUAUGGUAUUGCUGUGUAUUGUUUUGUUGGAUUGAUUAAUUUAAAAAAAUAAAAAAAUAAAAAAAUAAAAUAAAAAAAUCGAUUUUUUAAAGAUGAGCAUCGAUUCUGAAUCGCACAACGUGAGAAUCGCGAUUCGAAUUGGAAUCGAUUUUUUCCCACACCCCUAGUAUCUAUUUCACAUUGUUUCAAUGUCUUCUUUCAGCAGUCCUUGUAGCGUUUUCUCUGCCCCACCAAAAUUUAUUUUCCCUUCAUUUAGCUGACAGUACAACAACUGUUUUGGCAGUCUUUCGUCAUUCAUCCGUACGACAUGCCCUGUCCAUCGUAGUUGGUAUUUAACAAUUGUACUCUCUACACUGGGAAGCAUGGCCUGUUCAAGUACACUGAUGUUUGUUCUCAUAUCUUGCCACUUUAAUAUUCAUCAUCUGUUGAAACCUUUCAAGUGCUGUGAUAUGUCUUUGAUAUGCGGUCCAUGCCUCUGAACCAUAUAGCAAAGUUGUUAUAACAAUUGCUCUGAAGAGUUUGAUUUUUGGUAUCUAGUUUGAUGUCAUGAUUUUGGAACACUCGAGUCUUAAGCUUUCCAAAGGCUGCAGCAGCUUGUCUGAUUCUGUGAUUGACUUCGGCAUCAAUGUUAGCAUUUGAAGACAUUAAACUACCAAGGUCUUUCAGGAGGACCUGAUAAAGGAGCGGAUGUAGUAGUAACAAUGGUGAUGUCGUGGGCCCUGUCUUCCUGGGGUCUUGUUCUGUUCAUCUGUGUGCUUGCUUGUGCGUCCCAGCAACCACCGAUCAUACCCGCGGACUGUAACCGAAAGGAGCAUCCGGUUGUGUCCAGCCAAGCCCUGAGGACAUGGAUGAAGGAGUUCUCCCACCCAGGAGUGAAGGAUUUCUCUCAGCUGGCUCUGGACCUGAGCAGAAAGCAGCUUAUUGUGGGAGCAAGAAACUUCAUCUUCCGCCUAAGUUUGAGCAAUGCCUCCUUAAUUCAGGCAUCAGAAUGGACACCCGAUGAAGACACAAUGCAUUCUUGCCAGAGCAAGGGCAAGUCAAAGGAGGAGUGUCAGAACUACAUCAGGGUUUUAUUGAUCAGUGGCAGCACGCUCAUCACAUGCGGAACCAAUGCUUUUACACCCGUCUGUGUGACCAGGCAGAUUGGUAACAUAAGUCAGGUGUUGGACACAGUGAACGGUGUGGCGCGAUGUCCCUACGACCCCCGCCACAACUCGACAGCUAUGGUCACGGAGAAGGGCGAGUUGUAUGCCGCCACGGUUAUUGACUUCUCCGGACGCGACCCUGUCAUCUACAGGAGCCUGGGGACCAUGCCGCCAUUGCGCUCGGCCCAAUACAACUCCAAAUGGCUCAAUGAGCCUCAGUUUGUGUCUGUUUAUGAGACUGGUCGAUUCGCCUACUUCUUCUUGAGGGAAACAGCUGUUGAAAACGACUGCGGAAAGAUGGUGUUCUCUCGGGUAGCCCGGGUGUGUAAAAACGACCUGGGUGGUCGUUUCCUUUUGGAAGACACCUGGACUACCUUUAUGAAGGCACGACUCAACUGCUCCCGCUCGGGAGAAAUCCCAUUUUAUUACAACGAACUGCAGAGCACUUUCUUCUUGCCUGAGCAAGACCUGAUCUAUGGCAUCUUCACCUCUAAUGUGAACAGCAUGUCAGCCUCUGCGGUUUGCGCCUUCAACCUGACAGCUAUCACUCAGGCCUUCAAUGGACCUUUCCGUUACCAGGAGAACCCCCGCACAGCCUGGCUCUCUACUCCAAAUCCCAUACUCAAUUUUCAGUGCGGCACGCUGGACGAAGCAGGCGCUGGUGGGAAUCUGACUGAGCGUAACCUCCAGGACGCUCAGCGACUCUUCCUGAUGCACGAUGUGGUGCAGCCGUUGACGGUCAAUCCUCUUCUCACCCAGGACAACAUGCGCUUCUCUAAGCUGGUGGUGGACAUCGUGCAGGGUCGCGAUGCUCUUUAUCACGUCAUGUACAUCGGUACUGAAUAUGGAACCAUCUUGAAGAUUCUCUCCACAACUAAUACAAAUCUUCAUGGCUGCUAUUUGGAGGAGCUCAGGAUCCUUCCUGAUGGACAAACUGGUUCAAUCAAGAGCCUGCAGAUCCUUCACAGUGACAGAUCUUUAUUUGUGGGGCUUGAUGAUAAACUGCUGAAGAUCCCUUUAGGGCGAUGCUCUAGUCAUCCAACGGAACGACGCUGUUUGGAAGCACGGGACCCUUAUUGUGGCUGGGAUCACAAACUGGAGCGUUGCACAACCAUCGAAGAGAGCUCCAACAUGAACCAGUGGACCCAGAAUAUCACCCAGUGCCCAGUAAGGAACCUGACGCAGGAUGGUGCGUUUGGCCCGUGGGCACCGUGGCUACCCUGCAACCACAAUGAGGGUGAGGGUUCUAUCAGCAGCUGCAUUUGCCGGUCCCGUUCAUGUGACGGACCUGUGGCUCGAUGCGGUGGGCUUGACUGUAAGGGCCCAACCAUUCAGGUGGCUAACUGCUCCAGGAAUGGCGGCUGGACUCCCUGGUCGUCGUGGGGUCAUUGCAGCAGUACUUGCGGCGUCGGUUUUGAAGUGAGGCAACGGUCCUGCAACAAUCCCUCGCCGCGUCACGGCGGUCGAAUCUGUGUCGGCCAAGGUCGAGAGGAAAGAUUGUGCAAUGAGAAGAAAACAUGCCCGUUGCCAGUGCUUUGGACUGCAUGGGCACCCUGGGCUCACUGCAGCGCUGAAUGUGGAGGAGGGGUCCAUGCCAGGACCAGAACCUGUGAGAAUGGAAACACCUGCCAAGGAUGUUCCAUGGAAUACAAGACCUGUAAUCUGGAGACCUGCCCAGAGGUGCGCCGAAACACCCCCUGGACCCCUUGGAUUCCAGUCAAUGUCAGCCGAGAUGGAUCCCGCCAUGAGCAGAGAUACAGAUACACGUGCAGGGCAUUGCUAACAGACCUCCAGCUCCUUCAGAUGGGCAAAAAGAAGAUAGAGACCAGAUUUUGUCCAAAUGAUGGUUCUGGAGCGUGCCAGACUGACUCUCUAGUUGAUGACUUGGUCAAGUCCAGUGGUCGAACUGUGUCACAGCCCCAAGAUGCACACUGGGAGUCUUGGGAGACGUGGUCCAGCUGCUCCCAGCGAUGUUCCAGAGGCUUUCGAACCCGAAGACGUGGUUGCUCAACAGUAAAAGGCAGGAUCAAUCCAGGUGCCUGUGUGGGAACCCCAGUGGAAUAUCAAGAUUGCAACUUGCAACCAUGCUUAGUGGGAGGGGUCUGGUCUUGUUGGUCUUCCUGGUCCCAAUGCUCUGUGAGCUGCGGCGGAGGCCACUUUCAGCGGACAAGGUCAUGUGACAACCCGCCCCCUGCCAAUGGAGGGGACAUCUGUAUUGGUCUACACACUGAAGAGGCACUCUGUAACACACACACCUGUGAAGGCUGGGGUGUGUGGUCAGAAUGGGGGAGCUGCAAUGAGGAGGGUCUGCAGCUUCGCGCUCGUCACUGCGGGGAGAACCAGGAGGCUAAUUUGUGCUGGGGUAACACCACCCAGGCCAGACCGUGCCAGGUGCACGAGGUGGAAGUCAUUUUACCUGGACAGGAGGACGGCAGCUGUGAAACGUUUACCUUAUUCCAGUUGGUCGCCGUGGGAAUAGCCAGUUUUUUCGCCGCUGCUCUCUUGUCGGCUCUGGCCUUCGCUUACUGUCACCAUCUGAGUCGGCCCUCUGCGGACUCAUCAGCCCUCCACCCCACCAGCACGCACAACCACCUUAACUACAACAAGCGGGGCAAUGCCAUGCCAAAGAAUGAGAAGUACAUUCCCAUGGAGGUUGUGAGGCUACAUAAGAACAAUCUUCGCAUGAAUGACGACGCAAGCAACCACUUCCCGUCCUCCGUCGCUUCCGGCAACAUGUUCGCUACCACCUACUUCCCUCCCAACCUGAGCAAGUAUGACUUCCCCUCGGAAGCACCGUGCAGGGCCUACAUGCACAGCUAACAUCACAUCUGCUGCGUAAAAAAAAAAAAGAAACAAAAAAGUGAAACUGCAGUGCGAGUCAAAUUGUAUCACCAAAAUCCCCCCCUGGUGCUCAUGGACACCAAAUCACCUUAAAUUGUUUUACACUACAGCAUUUACCUACAUCUUAACAAACAGGCAUUGCAUAUGUUUCAUAUUUUAUUUCCAAUAAAAAAAGAGAGAAAUGUGUGCUACACUUUAUCAGAUGGGACGAUGUUGGUUUGACUGUGUUUGACACUUGCAGUAAAGAUGACUAAGGACACAAAUGAAUGAAUGAAUGCAGAAUUUUUUGUAUCAUCAAAGACAUUAACCAGACUCUCCAGGAUCUUGUUACGUUGCAAUCGGGGCCAAUUUAUGCAAAUUAUGUGCAGCCAUUUUACUUUUAUCGAAACUUCCAUGCACAUUUUAGCCAGCAAUUUUCAUUUUUGUCACUGCAGUAACCGGUUAUGUCUGACCUCCAAAAUAAAAUGCCACCAGAUUGAACAUGUAAUAGGCCCCGGACGUGACAUUUACUGUCUGAUCCUGUAAAUCAGUGGUCCCCAACCACCGGU
Messenger RNA from Nerophis lumbriciformis (worm pipefish), 4571 nucleotides. RefSeq names its product semaphorin-5B-like. NCBI's taxonomy places the organism in Eukaryota, Metazoa, Chordata, Actinopteri, Syngnathiformes, Syngnathidae. Gene Ontology annotation, biological process: neural crest cell migration; positive regulation of cell migration; semaphorin-plexin signaling pathway. Gene Ontology annotation, cellular component: plasma membrane. Gene Ontology annotation, molecular function: semaphorin receptor binding; chemorepellent activity. The record is from RefSeq and is a predicted model, not a curated record.